Messenger RNA from Chroicocephalus ridibundus (black-headed gull), 2066 nucleotides. It is a transcript of the gene ELOVL2, whose product is annotated as ELOVL fatty acid elongase 2. Bases 74 to 967 code for a protein of 297 amino acids. Lineage: Eukaryota; Metazoa; Chordata; Aves; Charadriiformes; Laridae. Gene Ontology annotation, biological process: fatty acid elongation, polyunsaturated fatty acid; fatty acid elongation, monounsaturated fatty acid; fatty acid elongation, saturated fatty acid. The transcript is spliced from 8 exons. Gene Ontology annotation, cellular component: endoplasmic reticulum; endoplasmic reticulum membrane. Gene Ontology annotation, molecular function: fatty acid elongase activity. The record is from RefSeq and is a predicted model, not a curated record.
CAGCGCCGGCAGAGCCGAGCCGAGCCGAGUCGGACGAUACCCUGGACAGCGCCUCGCCGCCGCCGCCGCCGCCAUGGAGCACCUGAAAGCUUUUGACCAGGAAGUAAAUGCAUUUGUGGACUACAUGUUCGGACCUCGAGAUGCCAGGGUUAGAGGAUGGUUCCUUUUGGACUCUUACCUUCCCACGUUUUUCCUUACUGGAGCAUACCUACUCUGCAUAUGGCUGGGCAACAAGUUCAUGAGGGACAGGCCUCCUUUCUCUCUCAGGGCUCACCUCAUUGUAUAUAACCUUGGGAUUACACUGCUCUCCUUGUACAUGCUCAUAGAGCUCAUCCUUGCCACGUGGGAAGGAGGGUACAACUUGCAGUGCCAGAACCUCCACAGCGCCGGGGAGGCCGAUAUCCGGGUAGCCAAGGUGCUGUGGUGGUAUUAUUUUUCCAAAGUAAUUGAAUUCAUGGACACCAUCUUCUUUGUACUGAGAAAGAAAAGCAGCCAGAUCACCUUCCUUCACGUGUAUCACCACGCCACUAUGUUUAACAUUUGGUGGUGUGUCCUGAACUGGAUACCUUGUGGGCAAAGUUUCUUUGGACCCACUCUGAAUAGCUUUAUCCACGUACUCAUGUAUUCUUAUUAUGGACUGUCAGUCAUCCCUUCUAUGCGCAAGUAUCUGUGGUGGAAGAAAUACCUCACUCAGGCACAAUUGCUCCAGUUUCUGCUCACUAUUGUGCACACGCUCAGCGCAGCUGUGAAGCCAUGUGGAUUCCCGUUUGGCUGCCUCAUGUUCCAGUCCUCCUAUAUGGCCACACUGGUCAUUCUCUUCAUAAACUUCUACAUUAAGACAUACCGGAAAGCACCUUCGAGAACAGCUACAAAGGAAACCCCUGUCACAACAGAAAUCAAGAACGGUUUCCAUAAGGACUACUUUGCUGCUGCCAAUGGAUUCCUGAAUGAUAAGAAAGCACAAUAAGUAUAGCAUUUCCUAUGAUUUUUUUUUCUAAAAAAAAAAAAAAAAAGAAAAAGACUGAAUUACAAGCUUUAGCUUAAAACCUAUUUGAAUACGUUUAUCAGUUCUUUGUAUCAGACGCUUAUUAAUGUACGGCUAUUUAGGUUUUAACAAAACAAGUAGAAGUACUUGUCCUGUCAAAAAUCACCAUCAGAACGAGAAGGCCAAGAUCUUUCUCACAUGAAAAAAGAAACUCUUUCCUCAUCUCUAAUGCUGACACAAAAACGCCUUAUAAAACACUUGAUGGAGAAAUCCAUCAAUGCCUUCAAAACGUUAGGACUCUGUUCAGACUAACACGCUGAGCGCUUUCCGUACCCGUGAGAGGUCUCCAGGCAAGGCUUCGCACCCGACGCAUUCAGCUAAACUGUGGUCAAGGUCAGAAAAAAAGAUGGGGAGGGGGGGAAGAUAAGAUAAUCUUACUGUUUCUAUCACCAUAACCCUCUCUGCUGCUUCCCAGCCGUUCCCCAAAGCACGUUCCCUUCUGUGGACACCAGCGAGGUGCAGCCAUCCCUUUGGUCCCAUGGGAGCCCUGGGAAAGGAUAUACCAGAGAGCAGAGCCCACGUGCACCAUCCCAGAGUUGGCAGACAGACUCAAACCUGACUCAAACACCACAAAGGCUGGCAGCAGCCUGGACUAGUAGCACGUGGGGCUGCUCCAUAUGAUAUUUAGAAUAUAGGACAUUGCCCGACAAUAAGGGGUUUUGAGCUCUAGCCAGAGCAAAACAAGUCACUUUGGAUGUGAUAAAUUAACAGGAGUUCUGACUAAAUGGAUUUUGAAAGAAACAGGAGCCCAGCAACUUAAUAAAGAUAAAUCCUUUCAGUGCAAACGUGCACAAAGUUAAUCCUAUCCAAGCACUGCUAAUCUGAAGCAAACUGACAUCCCACAUAUUAAUAGAUUGGAAGACAUAGAAAAUCUUAAAAGUGAAUUCAGCAAUAAGCAAAGCACAUUAUAAUAGGAAUUUCUGUGAUAGGUGGGCCUUAUUCAGACUGGUCUCUGACUGGAGAAACAGAUGGGACUGGGGCACAAUCCUCUGCAGGGAAAGCAAGGAGAUCCCCCUCCCCC